Messenger RNA from Anopheles nili, 1732 nucleotides. RefSeq names its product fizzy-related protein homolog (gene fzr). Bases 1 to 1503 code for a protein of 500 amino acids. The transcript has 5 exons. Lineage: Eukaryota; Metazoa; Arthropoda; Insecta; Diptera; Culicidae. The record is from RefSeq and is a predicted model, not a curated record. Gene Ontology annotation, molecular function: protein binding; ubiquitin ligase activator activity; anaphase-promoting complex binding. Gene Ontology annotation, biological process: anaphase-promoting complex-dependent catabolic process; positive regulation of anaphase-promoting complex-dependent catabolic process; positive regulation of ubiquitin protein ligase activity. Gene Ontology annotation, cellular component: anaphase-promoting complex.
AUGCUUAGCCCCGAAUACGAGAAACAGUUCCUGCGACACCGGACACCCACCGCCCGCAGCCUGUUCGGGUCAGGCGAAUCUUCCUCGUCCCACGACCGUUUCAUUCCCUGUCGCGCCAACAACAAGUGGACGACCAACUUUGCUUCGAUCACCACAAAAUCGAACGAAAACUCGCCCCAAUCGACGAAGAAACAGCGCGAUUGUGGUGAAAAUGCUAGAGACAGCCACGCGUACAGCUGCCUGCUGAAGAACGAGCUGCUAGGUACCGGGAUCGACGACGUAAAGCUGGUGGCGGACGAUAAAAACGGCAGUGGUGGAGGUGCCGGUGGUGGUGUAAACGGAAGUGGUGGCAGCGGGAGUGGAGGAAGCGGCGGAAGUGGUGGGCUGCACGCGAACAGCAACCGAACCGGCCUGUUCAAGUAUCAAUCACCCACGAAACAGGACUACAACGAACAGUGUCCCUACUCGCUGUCACCUGUGAGCAUCAAGAGCCAGAAGCUGCUACGAUCACCCCGCAAGGCAACACGCAAGAUCUCAAAGAUCCCGUUCAAAGUACUGGACGCACCCGAGCUGCAGGAUGACUUCUAUCUCAACCUGGUGGACUGGUCGGCGCAGAACGUGCUGGCCGUGGGUCUCGGUAGCUGCGUGUACCUUUGGAGUGCAUGUACGAGUCAGGUAACUAGGCUGUGCGACCUUAGCUCCGAUUCCAACACGAUCACGUCGGUAUCCUGGAGCGAACGAGGCCACCAGUUGGCGGUGGGAACGCAGCACGGAUACGUCACCGUUUGGGAUGUGGCCGCUAGCAAACAGGUGAACAAAUUGCAGGGCCACUCAGCCCGCGUAGGAGCGCUGGCCUGGAACGGGGACGUUCUAUCGAGCGGGUCUCGGGAUCGUCUGAUCAUGCAGCGGGACACACGCACACCGUCCCUGGUUCCGGAACGGCGGCUAGCCGGCCACCGUCAGGAGGUGUGCGGGCUCAAGUGGUCCCCGGACAACCAGUACCUGGCCAGCGGUGGUAACGACAACCGGCUGUACGUGUGGAAUCAACACUCAUCCUCGCCCGUCCACUCGUACUCGGAGCACAUGGCAGCGGUGAAAGCAAUCGCGUGGUCACCGCAUCAUCACGGACUGCUAGCGAGUGGUGGCGGCACUGCCGACCGAUGUAUCCGCUUCUGGAACACGCUCACCGGCCAACCGAUGCAGUGUGUCGAUACUGGGUCGCAGGUGUGCAACCUGGCCUGGUCGAAGCAUUCGUCCGAGCUCGUGUCCACACACGGCUACUCCCAGAAUCAGAUCCUGGUGUGGAAGUAUCCUUCGCUGACACAGGUGGCCAAGCUGACUGGCCACUCGUACCGUGUACUUUACCUCGCGUUAAGCCCGGACGGCGAGGCGAUCGUGACAGGGGCCGGCGACGAAACGCUGCGCUUCUGGAACGUGUUCAGCAAGGCGCGCUCACAGAAGGAAAAUAAGAGCGUUCUCAACUUGUUUACUAACAUUCGGUAAAACCGGACACCGGCAUGCUAAAUUGUUGCGAUCCAAUACGCACCCGACCGCAGAUCUCGGCACACUUUGUACAGGAAUCGGCUAUCACGCGUAUUGCCGACACGGGUCGAUUUUGGAUAAUCUAUUUUUCAUACUACUACUAUUAUUUUAUAGGGUAUUUUUCUCGUUUUAAGAAAUAUCUCAAACUCAUACGUGCAGCGGCGUAGGUUUGAUUAGCACAUUUUUAAAU